UGGCUGUCGGAACAGCCUUCUGUUGUUGUUUCCAGCGACUCAUUGUCCUUGUGAUUCUCGGAAUAGUAGAUUUCGUUUCGUUGGAGAUGUUGUGCUACGUCCCUCUGCAGUUUUCUUGGUCGAUUGUGUUUUCGGUUUUAGCAGGGGUAUUGGUGGUAUCUGUUUUUCACUGCAGGUCGAUUUCGUUUAUUUUUGCACCUAUGUUGAUUUUUUUUUGGGCUUCUCGAUAUUCUGGUAUUGUUUGUCUUUUGGCACAUUUUUUUUUUUUGUUAUUUUGUUUCUGUCUCAGUUUUUUUUUUUCAAUGGAUUCCACCACACGUGUCAAGUUUACAGGCAAAAAUUAUUCUAUCUGGGCAUUUCAAUUUGAAUUUUUCCUCAUGGGAAAAGACCUUUGGGGUCAUAUUGAUGGCACAGAUGUCGCACAAACAUCCAACGCUGACAAGUCCAAAGAUGUCGAGUCUUCUCCUUCUUGGGAUGUGCUUGAUGCUCGGAUCAUGUAUUGGCUUCUUGGUUCAAUGGAAUCACAUAUUUUCACCAACUUGCGUCAUCAUCGCUCUGCUCAAUCCAUGUGGACUUACCUGAAGAAGGUUUAUCAUCAAGAUAAUGAUGCUCAUGGAGAUCUUAAAGAGUGUAUUUAUAUAAAACCACCUCCGGGAUUGUUCCCUUCUUCGACUUCGCAUGUGUGUAAGUUUCGUCGCUUUCAAUUAGAGCAUACGAUUGCCAUUUUUGAACAUGGCAAUCUUUCCAUCCAAGACUAUUACUCGGCAUUUCUGACUCUUUGGAAUAAAUAUAGUGAUCUAGUUACAUUGGAUGUUCCUGAUGCCGCUCUUUCAACUAUUCAGAAACUUCACGAGACUAGUCGGCGUGAUCACUUUCUUAUGAAACUACUCCCUGAAUAUGAAUAUGUUCGCUCCUCUCUGCUGAAUAAAUCUCCUAUUCCUUCUCUUAAUAUUUGUUUUGAUGAGUUACUUCGUGAAGAACAACAUUUUAGAACUCAAGCUACUCUGGAUCAAUCUCAUGACAAUUUAGGAACUGUGGCUUAUGCUACCCAAGGAUGCAGACUACCUAUGCAUUCUAAACACUUGAGCUGUUUUUGCUGCAAGGAAUAUGGGUAUAUUGAUGCCAAUUGUCCCAAGAAAUAUUGUUCUUAUUGCAAGAAGAAAUGUCACAUUUUCAAAGAAUGUCAUAUCCAUCCCCAGAAUCGUCAGUCCUAAGCAUUAUAGACUUCUGUUAUUGCACCUCCAGUAGUGACUCCUACACCACCUGCAACGAAUUACUGCACACCCGAAAUGGUGCAACAAUUGUUAAUUUCGGCAUUAUCAGCAAUGGGGUUUCGAGGUAAUACUUCUACUAAACUUUGGUAUGUGGACUCGGGGGCCUCUAAUCACAUGACAAACGAUCUUACAGCUUUAUGUCAUGUCCGGCCCUACGCUGGAAAAUUUUGCUAUUCAAAUUACCAAUGGCAGUUCCUUGCCGAUCACCGCUAUUGGAGAUGUCUCUUCUAAGUUUACUGAUGACCAAGUAACAGGGAAGCCAAUUGCGAAGGAACCUAAAGUGGGGCGCUUGUUUCCAUUAUUUUUGCCUAUUCCAACAUUUUCUUCAAUUUUUCCUAGUUUUUCCUUUGCUUGUACUAAUGUUUCAGAUCUUAGUAUGGUGUAGCAUCGUCGUUUAGGCCAUCUCAAUACUCAGAUCUUAUCUCAUGUAUUGAACUUUGGUUUACUUGGUAAUAAAGAACGUUAUUCUUCC
Juglans microcarpa x Juglans regia is the source of this 1746-nucleotide messenger RNA. RefSeq lists its product as uncharacterized. Lineage: Eukaryota; Viridiplantae; Streptophyta; Magnoliopsida; Fagales; Juglandaceae. The coding region runs from base 87 to 1214 and encodes 375 amino acids. The transcript has 2 exons. The record is from RefSeq and is a predicted model, not a curated record.